Hylaeus anthracinus is the source of this 4425-nucleotide messenger RNA. RefSeq lists its product as uncharacterized. The coding region runs from base 1 to 3525 and encodes 1174 amino acids. The transcript is spliced from 5 exons. NCBI's taxonomy places the organism in Eukaryota, Metazoa, Arthropoda, Insecta, Hymenoptera, Colletidae. The record is from RefSeq and is a predicted model, not a curated record.
AUGGACUUGGAUGGGAACGAUUAUGCCGUGCAACGCGAUCGCAAGGGUGAACCGAGGCUGGAAGCGACGAGCGUUGUUCGAAAAAUUCGCUACAAAGAGAACGAGGAGGAUACCGCCUCGAGGAAGUCGAACUGCUCGCUGGAAAGCGCUGGCUCGCGCGAUUUCGCCGAGAAUCGAAUGGAUCGCGAGUAUCAAACGAGCGGCCAGCAAAGUGGAAAUUACGCGGAGAUGUGCGAACACGAAAGGGGUGGAGGGAACGUUAGCGACGUGAACCUGGUGAAAUUCGACGACGAAAAUGCUUGGCAACGCAAGGAUUGCGAUCCGUGGUACGUCGGCCACGGAUCCGAGAAAGACGCACCGGCGUUCGAUGCGGAUGAGGGCUCCGCUUACGGGGGUUGCAGGAACGGAAUCAACAUCAGCGUGGUUUCCCAACGGGAGAUAUGCGAGAAGAAAAUCGAGGUCGAACCGAAGUAUAACGUUUCGUUCAAGAGCUGCUACGACAGACUGAAGCAAGAAGAUCCCUGUGGGAGCUCGACGAAUUUUCGCUGCACGUUCGAGAACUGUUGCGGGAAUUGCGAGUCCUUCAUCAUGGAGAUCCCACAGUCUGACUACGACGAUGCUUGCCAAAACUGGCAGAACAUGAAUUUCGAGCCGGAGAACGCUUGCUUCGACGAUUGCUGUUGCUCCCAAAAAAUGAAGGUGUACUCCUCGAACGUGAGCAUAUCUCCGACCACACGCACGGAAAAUCCGUGCGCGACGUGCGUGGAAAAGGAAAAGCGUUGCCCACUCGAAGAUCCAAAAUAUCUCAGCAAUUGUCGCACGUCCAGCAAGCAGUGCUUGCAACGAGUGCACUUCACGAAGCCUCGUCAUUCCGCGUGCUCGUUCUGCUCGAGGAAAUGCACACCGUCCAAGGCCAGUUUAUUCGUCGAGAUCGGCGAGAGCGUGGCAGAUGUCUGCGGUCUGAGAUUGGGCCAGAUCUUUCAGGUGUGUCAGGAGUCGACGGAAUCGCUCGAGGACUGUCCAAAGCGAAGAGAGCGAUCUGCUGCGAGGAGAAAUAAAUCGGACUCGUUGAGAAGCCGCAGUAAAUCGAAGAAGCAUGGCGACACUGUUAAAAAAUGCAGCCUCAAUUGCAAGACUCGACCGGGAGCCAUGGGACGCAGUUUCUCCGAUCGAAUCGAUUCCAUGGAGAAAUGUUUCGACCAGGACGCGAUCGAUCAACGAACCCUGGCAGCGAUGGGACUUUGCAAUCCAAGAACGAAGCAUGCGAGGUCCACUGUAAGCUUUCAGGAUCAGCGCGAGUGCAGAGCACAGACGGAUAGUUGCGUCUUCGUCGGUAAGAAAUCAUCAUGUUGCGACGAGCAAUGUGAAACGUGUGACAGAUCCCUAUGGGAAGAUAUUCGGAGAGGGAAAUUAUGGUUGCAACUGCAAGACACGUGUAAAAAUUUUGUAAAAGUGGCGACGACCAACAUUGGCCAAAUAAUGAAGCAGACCUCCAAAAUAAAACGCUCGAAGAAGUCUGCAAAGGAUCCUCGCGCGUUUCAAACUUGCGCAACAAAAUGUGACCGAAGCGAUCCUUGCGCGGACCAAACCAAUCCGCCAGAAUGUUUACACGAAACAAUAUGUUGCGAAGAAAUAUUGUCAGACAAACCGAAGAAUUAUGACGUACGCUGUUGUCAAAAUAUUUGUUGCUCGGCUAAUGAUAUCUCAAAUGUCGCUGAAUUACCCGACUGCCAAAAAUAUGAUCGCUGCAACUACCGCAACACUCGAGAACAGACCGUAUUAAAUAAGGGUUGGCAUUCCGGUCCUCGCGACGAGGACGUUCAACGAAACGUAUAUCCACCGAACGGAGAACCCAUUACGGAUUCGCAGCGUCCCGAGUACGGUGAAACUCGCAAAAGGGGCGGCAGCGAUGGGAACGCUGGCCAAAGGAGGAAAUCCUCGAACUCUAACAGAAUCUCGAAUUCAACUGCGAGGAGACAGUCGGACGCGUCCCAUAAUCGCGGGAGUAGCAGCUCCAGGAACCAAGAAAGGCCGAGACAGGUCGUCCAAGAAGACAAUAGCUCGAUUGAUCAGCAGGACGCGUCCAUGAUCGUUCAUCCCGACCAGUCGGGACGCACGGUGACGUUCAUGGACGUUCAAGUUCAAGCAGAUACUAUAAUCAUGGAAACGGAGCCAACGAAUUCUCCUUAUAGCACGAGGAGUGUACAAUUUCAGAAGAGGAUAAGAGCCAUGAGACAAGUGAAUACGAUUUCAGCGGAUAGUCCCGAAAUUGCGGGUCAGAGAAGGCCAGCGAUAGGGGCAUCAAAGACGUCGAAGAAGCAACCUGCUCUUCCACAGAGGAAGUCCUCUGUGCAACAUGGGUUCGCAACUUCCACGCCGAUUAGGCGAGAGAACGUUCCAAAAGACAAGACAGCUGUGUCAUUGUUGCCCUUGACCGACACCGGAGUUCAAUGCGAGCUUAUCAAGUCGCAUAGAGUGAUAUGUAGCGAUAGAGAGGCUGAAGAAACCUUCGGCGAAGACGCGGAGUCUUGUAUCUGCCCACCGCAAAAAGCAACGAUUCCUUCAACAGCUGCGGAGACGCCGCAAGUUGCACAGGAAGUGACUAAUGGGGCAGCAGCACCUGCUGACGCUGGAACAACAGAGGGUCCGAUAAUUACGCCUACAUUAAGCGGAGAUGCUGAUGUAAAUGAGGAUGAGGCCGUGGCAGAUACGUCUGUAGAACAGACUGUGGAAGACGUUGAAGAUGCGAGUGCUGCUAAGGAGCAAGAUAAGGUCGAGGAGACACUUGUAGAGGAUGUUGCGGAGAUAGGUGGUCCUUCUGCAGUCGAAGAACCUACUGGUAUUUCGGAGGAUGUGCCUGCUGAUAAACCCGCAGAGAGUGGACAGGAGGCGCCAGUUCCUGAGAAAAACGUCGAGCUUGAUCAUACUGGCGAUGACGCGUUGACGAAGACUGAUACUGCAGAGGCAGCUCCUGAAGUGGCGUAUCUUGAGUUAGAGAAGACUGAGACUGAUGCAGUGGAUGCAGUUCCGGAAGUGAUUGAUGCCACGGUGGAGGAAUCACAGACAGUUUCGGAAGAGGAGAGAGCCAGGGCUGACCCGUUAGCUCCGUCAGCGAUUGAACCCACACCGGAGAAGGCUCAGACGGUAGAUGUAACGCCAAGAGAAGUUGAUCCUAUCGUAGACAAGUCCGUGGAAAAAUCUGACACGUCAGAAGGGAUAACUACUUUGACGCCUGCUGCUGAUAUGGCUGCAGCAGGUCUGCAGAGCGUAGAUUUGUCGAUGGAGCCGUUCGAAUACUCGCAGGAGUUCGAAGGCAGGCGUAACUACGUGAGCGUGGAGAUGCAGACGUCGAGCACGAUUCUAACGAAGAUCCUAUCCGAGUACCAAGUCGGGAACAAAAAGAGACGUAUACUGAUGAGCAUAAAAUUGCAAACGACCUUAGACGGUGACAACGGGCACGAGCAUCCAGCGAAAUCGAACGGCGCAGAAGUACGGAGAACAGCUUACAUCUUGCUUCCGUCGUAACCAAUCAACGGACGAGUACUGCUGAAUAUUCAUCCAGAACAUGGUUACACCGGAGGCAGGAAUGGAAAUUAAUGGUCAGGCAGAGCGGAACGAUGAAAUUGAAUAUUCUAUACAGGCCGCGAAUGGAACGAGACGGAACUUGACGCGUGACGAUUUGCCGCACAAUAAUCAUAAACGAAGAAAACGGCCGACAAACGGUAGAACGACGCGUCCGAGACCGAGAGUGUCGAAAGAUUUGAUGGGCAACGGUGUGUGCGCCAACGACGAGAACGUGGCCAACUGCUCCACGGAUACGAGUGAUCAACAAAUUCGUAUGUCAAAGUUUUUUUUUUUUUUUUUUUUUUUUUUUAGCAGAAUAUUAUAAUAUUGGGUUGUUCAGAACGAUCUGAAAUUUCGUUUGUUCCAAGUCAAUGAUUUCCAGUGUUUACGAUCUAGGCACUUCCUACUUCCUUUAUAAUCUCACCCUCUCCCCCUUUUAUAUACCACUACAAUUUUGAUUUAUACAAUAACACUUGAAUUUUUAUAUAUCAUGCAUUCGUUCUGCAAUUUCGUUCAUUUCAAGUCAACAAUUUCCAAUGUUUUCAAUCUAGAUACUUCCUACUUACCUGCUUCUUUGAUAACCUUUCCAUUAUAUAUUUUGUGAAUGAAGAAAAUAAUCAACGAAUUUGUACGUUCCCAUAAUGAGAUCACAUUAUAGUAAUACUAAUAGGUUGCAAUCUCUUUUUUUUUUUAGCUGGGACCUGUGCUGGACCUUGCGGUCGGAAGAAGCGUGAAUGAAAAGAAGCUGACAAUGUAAACAAUGGUAAGAAAUCGAAUCAAUUAAUCAGCUACUCGUUUCAAACUAAAUUCGUAAGGGGAUCCAUUUAAGACCAGUGACUUAAAUAACUCAUUUACUUUUAG